ACACCCGGCGUAGUUGUUAACCGUUGCUUGGACACUAAGGUCGUCCUGCGAAAUUUCAGCUCCUUCCCCUCCGAGAGAGAGAGAGAGAAAAAAAAACCGAACGCAUUUUAACCAAUUCAACAUCGGUAUCCCAAAUAGAUUCUAAGAUCACCAUGGACGUGUCUAAAACGCCAGAAGUACCCACUCUGGAUGACCUGAUUCGCGAACUCCACCAGGUAUUCGACAGCGAUGAAGUCAAUGUCGAAUAUGUGCAGAACCUCCUUGCUGCGUACAAGUCUAAUCCGAUCGAAUGGAAAAAAUUCGCCAAGUUCGAUCGAUACAAGUACACAAGGAACCUAGUCGACGAGGGCAAUGGCAAAUUCAACCUCAUGCUGCUGUGCUGGGGACCCUCGCAUACCUCGACCAUCCACGACCACGCUGAUGCCCAUUGCUUCAUGAAGAUGCUGGAAGGUUCACUCCAGGAGGUGAGGUUCGAAUGGCCGAAGGAAGAAGGAACAGAGGAGAAUGAAGAAGGAAUGGUUGAAAUCGAGAGAAAUAUGCUGAAACUCAACGGCGUGUGCUACAUUAAUGAUUCCCUAGGCUUGCACCGUGUAGAGAACGCCUCCCACAGUGAAGGUGCCGUCUCCCUCCACCUCUACUGCCCCCCCUUCAGCGCCUGCCAAAUAUUCGAUGAGAGGACAGGGAAGAAAAUGAAGUGCCCAGUUACCUUCUGGAGCAAGUUUGGGAAGAAAGUCGAACACGGCUCUCCAAAAUCAACAUGUUGAAGAGAAGACCAAAAACUUACUUAAAGCUCACGAAAGGAACAUCCUGUAUCUCUAGUUCAUGUGGCUUAACGCGGAACAUACCAGUGUCUAUUCUGCAUAACUGUACGGUAACUUCUAUAUAGACUGUCACAACUGAAAAUGUAUAUUAUCUGAAUGUCAGUAAGUUGCAGGCAUUUUUUUGUUUUCCUUUUUUAAGCGUGGCCUGUUUUUUUUAUCUUUUUUUCCCACACUGAUGAAGAGAUUAAAGCUUCGUGAUAGAGCAUUAAUAUUUAAUUUUGUACUUUUCUCUGAAUCAGAGUAUACCGUAUUGUUUCCCAUUAUUUGCACAAUAUCAAAGUUUGUUUUAAAUCUCGAGAUAAAGAACUGAAGUGUAGUUAGGUCUGGAAAAAGACAUUUAUUUUUCAUAUUUUCUCUUGCUGGUAUUAUAAACACCGAUUCAUAGUUUUGUAUACACUUAACACAUCGUAUUUUCAUUCGUUAUAAGGAAUUGUAAGCUAAAAUAUUAAUUAAGUCACUAAUAAAGUGAAUUACACUUAAUGUAAAAAAAAAUGUGGCAUGCAACUCAUAUGUAUAUCACAAGUACGUUUUUUUUUAUUUAAAGUAUAGAAAACCUGUUAAUUAACUUUAUCCCGGAAGUGUAUAUAGAUGUAUGUAACUGUAUGUCUUUAGUUUAUCAUUUAUAUAAUAUUUUUCUAUAUUUUUUCUUGGUUAUCACUCUGUUGUAUCUGCCUUAGAUGUUUGUAAAUGCUUAUCAAAAAAAAAGAAAGAAAAUUGGCCCAGACUUCAUAUACAUAUGUUGAGUAUUUAAGUCAUAUAUUUUUUUUCAUUAAUGAAGUGAGUAAAUUGAUCAUAUCUACCCUCACGUUGAUUUUUUUAGGUGAAGUGCCAAUACAAAAAAUAAUAUACAGUCACACACACACACACACACACACACACACACACACACACACACACACACACACACACACACACACACACACACACACACCUCUUGAAAUAGCACAUUCCACCUUUACCAUUAUCACUAAAAUUAGUAUGUUUUUUUAUGCUGAUUAUGUGGCAUCAUAGUUAAACAAAAAAAGUAUGUCAUAUUGAUUUUGUAAUGACCUUUGAAUUCUGUGCAUGUCUGUUUUCCUUGAUGAAAUCUGUAGGAAAACGUAUGGCAGAUAAAACAAAAAAGAAAAAAAAAUGUUUAAAAGUUUGAUUUCUAAGAUCUAAAUUUUUUAUUUAAUUUUGGUACAUUUUCGAAGUGGCUCAUACGAGUGUGAUACUGUGACCGCUUGUGAUUAAAGUGAUUUAAUGUUUAGAGAAUGUAUAGGAAAUUUAUUUUUACCCUCAGAGUGAAGGAAAUAUGUAAAACCACAACUCAUACAAAGCUCUGAUGAUGAAACUCGAAGUAAAAAAAAAAAUCUCAAAAUUCUUUAAUAAAACUACAGACUUUGUAUACGUUAUGGAUUUAUGUGUAUUUAUAGAGACAAAAUGGUUAGUUACUUAGUUGCUUUCCUUCUAAUGUGUUAUCACAAAUAUCAAAUCAUAUAGUACAAAAGUACAUUAACUAAUUGUAAAGAUAAUUAGUUAAAAUCGUCUGACGUUAGAAUACUUUUCUCCCCAAAAAUCUGAAAGAAUUAUCGAUGGCAUUCUUGCUUUUUAUAAUCAUUUUGAAAUGAUUGCAUUGAUCUUUAUAAAUUCCUUGCUGAUUAUCCAUUAUCCUCUCUGUAUUAUAUAUUUGUAUUAUUGGUGCAGGGAAAUGAUAUUCUUAUAAUAAAGAAUCUUAUUAAAA
Penaeus chinensis is the source of this 2544-nucleotide messenger RNA. Its product is annotated as cysteine dioxygenase type 1-like. The transcript has 5 exons. The record is from RefSeq and is a predicted model, not a curated record. Gene Ontology annotation, molecular function: ferrous iron binding; cysteine dioxygenase activity. Gene Ontology annotation, biological process: L-cysteine catabolic process. NCBI's taxonomy places the organism in Eukaryota, Metazoa, Arthropoda, Malacostraca, Decapoda, Penaeidae. The coding region runs from base 153 to 764 and encodes 203 amino acids.